CGUCUUCAGAUAAAGGUGAACAUUUUGUCAGAGACAGCAUUUCUCUCUUUCUCUCUGAAGGAGAAUCAACGCUCUCAGGCUUUUCUCAACAAACAGCAGAAUCUCUGAUGACACACACUGCUCCUCUUUGUGCAGUAAAGCCUGUUCCCUUCCUUCCUGCUCUCAAACGCAGCCAGCUGCUCCCUCUCAAGAGCGAUGGCCUCUGCAGGCAGGGGGACGAUGGAGGUGGUGGCGCUCGGACGGCCUUUCAGUCUUGGGAUGUUGUACGACUGCCGCAACGACUCACUCGUCCCUGGAAUGACUUUGUGGGACCGUGAGGACCUUAAAGAUCAUAUUGGAGAAAGACCACAGCACUAUAAUGAUUGUGAUAUAGUUGCAUCUGAAUCAAUUGAGGACAAAUCUAAAGCACUAAAUGUUGAAGCAUCUCUGAAGGCGAGUUUCUUGGGUGGACUGGUAGAGGUUGGAGGAUCAGCCAAAUACCUGAACGAUAGCAACUUCCAAAAUCAUGCUAGAGUAACACUGAAUUACCAAGCUACCACAAAGUUCCACGAACUGUCCAUGAAUCAUCUUGGGGAUGUUAAGAAACAUCAGUUUGUGUUUGAGAAAGGAAUAGCAACACAUGUAGUCACAGGUAUCCUUUAUGGCGCUCAAGCCUUCUUUGUCUUUGACCGUGAGGUGUCUGUCAACGAGAACCAUCAAGACAUUCAGGGCAACUUGAAGGUGAUGAUCAAGAACAUUCCCUCCCUGUCAAUAGAGGGCAAAGGCUUGUUGAAAAUCGAAGACAAGGACAAAGCAAAUGUUGAGAAACUGUCCUGCAGAUUCUUUGGAGACUUUUUGAUUCCGAAACCUCCGACAUCCUUUCAGGAGGCAGUAGAGGUGUACCAAAGUCUGCCAAAGCUGCUGGGAGCCAACGGGGAAAACGCAGUACCAGUGAAGGUCUGGCUGUUGCCUCUGACAUGUUUAGAUUCUACUGCCGCUAAACUUGUCCGUCAGAUAAGUAUAGGAUUAGUUGAAGAAUGUCAGAGUGUCCUGGAGGACUUCAGUGACCUGGAGAUGAGGUGCAAGGAUGCACUGAGAACCCAAACUGCACAGCAGUUCCCAGAGAUUGGAGAAAAACUCAAAACCUUUAAACAGAGGUGCUCUCAGUUCAAACUGGAAUUCCAACGAAACCUGGCAAACAAACUUCCAUCAAUCCGAGGAGGAGGAGAAGAAGAAGCUGUGCUCGCAGAGGAACUGAGGAAGACAUGUUCUUCUCCUUUCAACAGCAAGGACCUGAACGAGUGGAUGGACUGUAAGGAGAGAGAAAUCUACACCGUGAUGUCUCUGACCGACAUGAUGACAACCACCAAGAUCAUCUCAUCUCAAAUAGACCUGUACAAAGAAAGCUUCAAAGCAGAGCAGGCUGUGUGUUUUGUCUUCACCUCGCUGGGAAGAGAUGAACCGUACCUCUCAACUUUAUCAAACUACCUUCAGCAAACACCCAAACCAGACGAUGCCCAAGAUCCACACCCCCAGAUCAAUGGUACAACUCAAAGAGAAGAAUGGGGAGCAAUGCGGCAUAAAGCAAAGCUCUUCAGUGAUUUUGCAGAGGCCAACAAGGAGAACAAGAACAUCACAUUUCUGACGGUGGGUUUAACAAACGAGACACAGACAGGUGCCAGCAUCUACCUUUACACAGACGGCUUUUCUGUCAAUGAGAACUUUGAGCCGCCUUCAAAGCCUGCAGCAGUAACAGGAAGUGAUAUAAACCACAACAGUGUGACGCUGGAGAUUUCUCCACCCAGAUUUGGAGCAGAGGACAUCACCUCCUACUCUGUUGAGUACUGUGUCAGAGGAGAGGACGGCUGGAAACAAGAGACGGCAUCCAGAGCUGAAGAAGUCACAGUGAGCGGCCUGAGUCCUAACACAGAGUACAGGUUCAGAUGCAGGGCAGAGACACCAGUAGGUGCCGGGCCAGCCAAUGAAGUCAGUGGAUCCAUUCAAACCUUACCCUGCAGCCCUCCUGGAGAACUCCACGUUGUGAGAUAUCAGUCAGCUGGGAGAAACCUGCUGAGCUCGGACGAGAUGUCCACGUUUUGAGCUACAUCGUGGAGUACGCCAAACCAGACCAACAGGGGAAAGAGGAAGAUCUCCACUGGGAGCAAAUGAUGGCGGGAGCUGAGAAGGCGAUCAUUUCAGGACUUCAGCCAGAGACAGAAUACGCUGUCAGGGUCAGGUGUGAUUGUGGUGCAGCUGGAAGAAGCAAAGACAGCAUCGCUGUUAAUGUCCGCACAACUAAACGUGCACAUCUCACAGAAUCCCUCAUAAGUAAAAGCAAGAGGAUCAACUCUGAAUCUCCCUCAGUUUACAAACUGCCUCUGACAGAAGAAGACAUGGACGUUGAUGGAUGCCGGAGGUACAACUUUGGCAAUGAAUGUACGAUGCAAAAUCGUACAAUAAUGCUUGUUGGAGCAACUGGAUCUGGAAAGUCCACUCUGAUCAAUGGACUCAUCAACUACAUCGUUGGUGUAGAGUGGGAGGACGAUUUCAGAUUCAAGUUAGUUGACGAGGAUCAGUCGAGAUCUCAAGCUGAGAGCCAGACCUCUGAGGUCACUGUGUACAACA
Messenger RNA from Gymnodraco acuticeps, 2604 nucleotides. Its product is annotated as stonustoxin subunit alpha-like. NCBI's taxonomy places the organism in Eukaryota, Metazoa, Chordata, Actinopteri, Perciformes, Bathydraconidae. Gene Ontology annotation, molecular function: protein binding. The record is from RefSeq and is a predicted model, not a curated record.